This is a messenger RNA of Conger conger (European conger), 1966 nucleotides long. Its product is annotated as class E basic helix-loop-helix protein 22-like. The transcript has a single exon. Gene Ontology annotation, molecular function: protein dimerization activity. The record is from RefSeq and is a predicted model, not a curated record. The coding region runs from base 391 to 1077 and encodes 228 amino acids. NCBI's taxonomy places the organism in Eukaryota, Metazoa, Chordata, Actinopteri, Anguilliformes, Congridae.
GCGACGAGGGACCGAUAAGGCUUGGCCGUUAUUCGAUACCAUUUACGUUAACCUACUAGAAAGAGAGUUCUAUCCUAAUGCAUAGAAAUCUUGACGAUAACAACUCACAUAGCUCACACUGAUCGCGUUCAAAAUCUCGUGUGGGUGAAUCAAGACAGGGCACAGGCUUGUGGACAGCGACACAGUUCGAGCUCCUGCCCACACCAAGUGACAAGAAGACGUUGUAAGAUAACAGCCAACGUGGGAGGACGACUUUAAAACUUUAAGCCGUGACUACAGAAGAAACAGUGAGAGAAAAACGGACCGAUAAAAACUACCCAAGGCAUCGGAAUACGAACUUGAACAGAGGGUGUUUUCCACAAAACUCUCAGUGUUUGUUUCGAUCGAAAGAUGGAAGCAAUUCGAUCUAUUGCCAAUAUGGAUCUUCCAUCUCAGAAUCGCCAGUCAUCAAUCAGCUGUUUCGAUCAAAAUGACUCGGAAGCACUUCAGCCAGGAGUACUGGUCGGUGGCCGGGCUGUGGCACUUGGUUUACCUACCGGAUCUAUGAGGGAGAGGUACGGGGAAAGUGGCGACGGGACUAUGGUAGCAGAGAGCAGCGGCGGGGAACAGAGCCCGGACGAUGACAGCGACGAAAGGUUCUACAUCACAGACCCGUCGGUGUGCAAUGGUCAACCUUUCGUAGUUAAGAAAAACGGACAGCAGAAAUGUUUGAGGCUGAACAUAAAUGCGCGUGAGCGGAGGCGCAUGCACGAUCUGAACGAUGCGCUGGACGAGCUGAGGUCAGUGAUCCCAUACGCGCACAGCCCUUCCGUGAGGAAACUCUCCAAAAUUGCUACUCUACUCCUGGCCAAAAAUUACAUCCUCAUGCAGGCGCAGGCGUUGGAGGAAAUGAGAAGAUUGGUGGCUUAUCUAAACCAAAGUCAAGCUAUUUCUACAACUUCUCUGCCCCCCACACCUGCACUGGGCCCAGCCUUGGGUGGCUACGAACAGCAAAGCGGUUACGCAUUCACCGCAGGAGUUACAGCCUCGUGUCCUGAGAAAUGCGCACUUUUCAACAACCAUACACCCAGCGUCUAACAAUGUGCGGACAAGCCCGAAAUGCUUUUCGCAAAUAAUCAAGAACCUAUUCCGAUCAGAAUCAUCUUCAAUAUACCAGAAAAAAACAUGUUAGUAUGCCUAGUUACCAUUUACAAAGUCACCAAAGUGGGGCCGUUUUUUCAGGAUGUGUUUUGAUUGUGUGAAUAAUGCAAACCAUUAUACCGAGUUGUAAGUGAUAUUUGGUCGUUUUAAAAAAUCAUAUUUUUAAAUUUCAUUUUCGAUAAUAUGGAGAUUAAGAAUAUUUACACGGGCCCCACGUCAUACAUAUAGGAUUACUGCUUUUUUAACAUUUAUUAAGCGUUAAUCACGCGUACUGCAUAUCAAUUGCAAGAUUACUGACUUAAUUAAUUAUACAAUUAUUACGCUCCAUGUAGGCCUGUGGAUACUCGCAUUGUUUAAUUCAGUUGUAAUGGCAAUGUUAAUAGAGUGAUUUUACCCGAGGUAUAGCCCAUUACUGUGAUUAAAAGAACACAGGCAGGUACGGCUGCUGAGGUCAACGGUUUGGAAGUCAAAUGACCAAAUACAGGCUUAAUUUCCACAGCGUGUUUGUUACAUACCUUUCAUUGUCUAUUGUUUACUUUAACAUUAAUUUAUUCUGACAACUUGAAACUCACUGCAUUGAUGCUGGGGAUUGCUGUGAUUUUUGUUGUCGUGGUUGCUGCUGCUGUCUUUAGUUCAUUUAUAUAUGCUUUUUAUUCCAUAGGCUUAAUGCAGUAUCUUUUGGAGUGACGUUAAAUAGUGUAUGCUCCUUGUCAGGUUAAAUGCAUAAAAUCACAAGGCUACAUAUGUUGGCCUAGACUGUGCAGCGUACAGAAAACAUUUGUCAUUAUUAUUGUUUAAAUAAAAUUAUUAAAAUAUUUUAACAAAA